This is a messenger RNA of Phacochoerus africanus (Common warthog), 2763 nucleotides long. RefSeq names its product endogenous retrovirus group V member 2 Env polyprotein-like. The transcript has 4 exons. The record is from RefSeq and is a predicted model, not a curated record. Lineage: Eukaryota; Metazoa; Chordata; Mammalia; Artiodactyla; Suidae. Bases 725 to 1831 code for a protein of 368 amino acids.
GGGGGGUUGCGGAUUGAAAAAGGAUUGAGUCUAAGAAUUUGCAGACUCUGCAAGAGGAGGGGAGGAGCCAGACAAAUAGAGCCAGUCCCCUGGCCUCCUUCCUCACUUUGCUCAGGGCUGCGUCCUUGGGCUGGCGCCCUUCUCCAGGCCUGAAACGCAGCUCUACAGGAGACCAAGUCCUGCUCUGCAGAGAUCUCCUUCUCCUUCCAGAACAAGGAUCUUCAGCAGGUCUCCAAUUCCAGGACUCACCUGGGCUUCCUGCAAGGCUGCGCCACGGAGUCAAGCUGUGGAUGAAGCAGGCACGUGGGUGAAGCUGGCUCCUGACCCAACUGCGAACCUAGUCCUCAGCAGUUACAGAAAAGAUAACCACAAGGCUGGCUGAAAGCCAGUGCUCCUUCCUGCAAGUCUGGACCCAGGCUCCAGUUAAAGUUGAAGAAAUUAUCUUAGAUAAGUAGUCAAGGACGUGUGGCCAUUCAUAAUAGCAUUUAUAAUCAGCUGGAGCACUUUUCCGAUUUAUCAUUUGCUUAGGUCCCUUUGCUUGCUUCCUGAUUCAUCAUUUUACCUGCCUGUUAUUGCAGUCAAUCAGAUCUGUUAUUUGUUGUAAUAUUGAUAACAGGAGAUACUUAUCUCUUGCUCUAUUUUAAUUUAACCCUUGUGGUAAUAGGGUUAGUACCAAAGUUUAUGGCCACCACUCUUCCCAUAUAAGCUGUUGGCCCCAACUGUAAUGAUGGCUCUUGUUUUUCUUUACUGUCUCAUCUCACUGGUGUCUGCUACUUCCUGGAAGGAAAAUACUCUAGUUAAGUUGUCUCAGAGUGUAGCCGAUGGUGGGAAUUUAAAUAAUUGUUGGAUAUGUCAUAUGAGCCCUCGUGCCAGCCAUGGACAGUAUCUCCCAUCAGUGGUCCCCAUCACUGAUUUUGAUACCAUACCAGACCCUGAGACCUUCUAUAAUCUUUCUCCUCCACGACUCACAUUCCAAGUUCAGAUAGCCAGUGGGCCUCAGAAUACCCCAACUCCUUGCUUCCACCUGUCUGAGGUAAUUUCCAUCGCAGGAAAAAUGACUACUGGUCCCCCAAGGUCCCUCAAAUUUCUUCUGAGAAAAUGUGAUGCCCAAAACCCCCCCAAAUGUACACUGAAUGAAUGUGUAAGGGCUAAUUCUGACUCCAAUUUAUGCCAGAAAGUCAAACAAGUUGGAUAUCAUGUAAAUGGACUGUGGAAGGCUUGUAGUAGUUCUCACCCCUGGCUUGACAACAUAAUCUCUAAACUCCCCCAAAAUGAAGAAAUUAAUGACACUACCCUGGGAGGUGUAACUUGUGCUCCUCCGGGAUUUGUCUUUGUCUGUGGCAUAGGGAGUGACUCGCCAACGCAAGGAUGGGCACAUCGCUGCUUAGACAGCUGGCAAAUGCAAGGGUCAUGCCUACUGGGAUAUUUUAGGACCCCCUUCUCCGUGCACAGCCUGCAGAGCAUCACUUCCCACUCUAAAUCAAACUCCCGCCUUAAAAGAGAGAUAAUGGCUAGGUAUGAGGACAAUAAAGGACAAAGCAACCUCAUACCAAGUGCCGGAAUUUAUAUCAAUAGAGAUAUGAUCCGUAACCUAUCUGCCACAAUUGAACAAAUUGCUGAGGACACAGCUGAAAGUAUUGCAGCCCAACACACAUCUUUGAACUCCAUGGCUCGAGUGGUCCUGGAUAAUAGAAUGGCUCUUGAUUUCUUACGGGCAAAAGAAGGAGGAGUAUGUGCAGUGGCUCAUGACACAUGCUGCACAUACAUCAAUUCCAAUGGAGAAGUUGAAACCCAAGUAAAUAAAGUAAGUCAACAGGCUACCUGGUUAUAGGAUGGACCUAAAGAGGAUAUGCACCAGGACUUAUUUUCCUGGUUGCCAUCUGGAAUAGGGGGGACUCUUUGGGGGGUACUGAUUCAAGGGUCCACUUUGAUGAUCAUCCUCUUUGUAAUGUGCUUAUUAAUUUUCAAAUAUCUGUCCAGGUGCUGUGACAAAGUGGUCAAAAGAGAGACAAAUGUUUUCAUAAUCCAAAAUACUUAUGUUAAGCCUGGGACUUGAGAAUUCUUUGAAAAGAAGUUUCAAAACUUUCUCUCCUCUAAUCCUAAAGAAUUAACAUCGCCCCUGUUCAGCAGGAAGUAGCCAGAGCGGUCGUCGCCCCUGUCCCCCUUAGGAUUGAGGAGUAUGGAAGAAAGGGGGAACUGAAACUGAGCAGGUCCUGCAGGGCCUUCCUGGAUACAGUGCCCUCUGUGUCCCCCACUUCCUGUUUGUAGAAAAAUCUUUAGUCCCCUAGGCCUUUGCAGGUUCCAAAGAGCAGAUUCAAGCAGUUAAUAAUUAUAGAAGUGAAAAAAAAAUGCAGAAACAAAGAAUAGCAAUCAAGCAAGAAAAGUUCAGCCAUAAAGCAGAGUCACAGGACUCCUAGUUCCUCCUCGAGGGAUAUAGAUAACAAUCCGAUGCAUUUUCUUGAGUUGUUUUACAGAAGCCAGGACCCCGUGAUGAAACCUGCUGACCACAGCCAUGGAGACCCAGAAAAGUUGGAACCAGAAGAGUGAUGAACAAGAUGGCAGAAAUAUAACUUUGUUGCUUAACACCCAGACAAUCAGAAGAAUCCGCAAGCUAAUCACAUGCUUAAGACACUCAUCCUUAAUUUUAGUCUUUAAAAACCCUUGCCUGAAAGCUAUCAGGGAGUUCAGGUUCAUUAAGCAUUAGCUGCCCAUCCUGCUUGCUUGACAUCCUGUGAAUAAAUGCUGUACUUUUCUUCAUCACAA